Molecule: messenger RNA, 2502 nt
Organism: Musa acuminata AAA Group (dessert banana)
Lineage: Eukaryota; Viridiplantae; Streptophyta; Magnoliopsida; Zingiberales; Musaceae
Product: potassium transporter 5
Exons: 8
Coding region: 42-2258 (738 amino acids)
Biological process (GO): potassium ion transmembrane transport
Cellular component (GO): membrane
Molecular function (GO): potassium ion transmembrane transporter activity
Source: RefSeq, a predicted model, not a curated record
UGGAGGUGAUAGCCGAAGAGGUUUCUGUCCAUAUAGAUGACAUGGUGAGCAAGGAAGAGGAGCAAGAAAGAGAGGAUGGAGAGGGAGUAGAAGAAGCACAGCAGACUGUCACAAAGAACUUGAACAGGAUGGAUUCGCUUGAGAUGGAGGCUGGCAAGAUCUCUGUGAUGCGCGGUACCUCUAAAGUUCUUUCGACAGCUGCAGUAAUGCAGCUGGCUUUUCAGAGCAUCGGAGUGGUGUAUGGAGACAUCGGAACGUCGCCGCUGUACGUGUUUGCCAGCACAUUCUCCGACCGGGUGCCGAGCAAACACGACAUCGUCGGAGCUCUUUCGCUCAUCAUCUACUCGCUGACUCUCCUUCCCCUCAUCAAAUAUGUGUUCAUCGUCCUCCGGGCUAACGACACUGGAGAAGGGGGGACUUUCGCCAUGUACUCGCUGAUAUGUAGGCAUGCCAAGGUGAGUGCAAUCCCUAACCAGCAAGCAGAGGACGAUGAACUCUCUGCUUGCACGGCGAAGUUCCGGAGCAAGAAUCCGAAACGGGCGAAGAAGAUUAAAGAGGCGUUGGAGAACAGCAGUUGGGCUAAGACUAUCCUUCUCUCUCUGACCCUCUUCGGGACUUGCAUGGUCGUCGGAGAUGGAAUUCUAACUCCUUGCAUCUCAGUUCUAUCAGCAGUAGAUGGAAUCAAGAAAAUGGAUGCAGCACUGAGCAAAGAUGUAGUAGCGCUGAUAUCAGUGGCUGUGCUGGUGCUUCUCUUCUCCGUUCAAAGGUUUGGGACUGACAAAGUGGGCUACACAUUUGCUCCGGCAAUCCUCUUCUGGUGCUUGUUCAUAGGAAUCAUUGGAAUCUCCAACUUGAUCCGCCAUGACUCCACAGUGGUGAGGGCCUUCAACCCCAUCUACAUAAGCUCCUACUUGAAGAGGAAUCCGAAAGAGGCAUGGAUCUCCCUGGGAGGAGUUGUUCUCUGCAUCACCGGAACAGAAGCUAUGUUUGCUGAUCUGGGACACUUCUCAGUGAGAGCAAUUCAGGUUGCAUUCACUGGAUUGGUUUACCCCUGCUUACUCUGUGCUUAUUUGGGACAAGCUGCAUACCUGUCUAACUUUCCUGACCAUGUGGCUGAUGCCUUCUACAAGUCUACUCCAGAGUCUGUGUACUGGCCCAUGUUCGUAAUCGCCGUCCUGGCUUCCAUAAUUGCGAGUCAGGCGAUGAUCUCGGCCACAUUUGCCAUCGUGAAGCAGUCGAUGGCCUUGGGUUGCUUCCCUCGAGUCCGCGUCGUCCACACCUCUCACGAGCACGGAGGGCAGGUCUACAUUCCUGAGAUAAAUUUCCUUCUCAUGUUCGCCUGCGUCAUGGUCACAGCCUCCUUCAGAGAGACGUCCAAGAUCGGGAACGCCUACGGGAUCGCGGUGGUCGCGGUGAUGAUCAUCACCUCCUCUCUUCUCAUCCUAAUUAUGCUGAUGAUAUGGCAGACAAGCGUUGUCCUUAUAGCGAUGUUUGUUCUCGUGGUCUUCUCCUUUGAGCUCCUGUACUUCUCAUCGGUGCUCUACAAGUUCAGUGAAGGAGGCUAUCUUCCACUGACACUUGCAGCGCUGCUCUUCUUCGUCAUGUAUGUGUGGCACUACGUCCAAAGCAAGCGCCACGCAUUCGAAGUGGAACAGAAGGUGUCUGCAGAGUACUUGAGUGGGCUUGGUUCCAACCUCGGCGUCGCUCGGGUUCCCGGCGUCGGCCUUCUCUACACCGAGCUGACGCAAGGCAUCCCCGCAAUAUUCCGCCACUUCCUCACCAACCUCCCCGCCAUGCACUCGGUGCUCGUUUUCGUCUCCGUCAAGUACUUGCCGGUGAGCAACGUGCCGGCAGAGGAGCGCUUCUUGCUUCGCAGAGUUGGUCCGGAGGAUCACGGGAUGUACAGGUGCAUCGUGAGGUAUGGCUACCGGGAUCGGCGAGUCGGCUGCGAGGUCUUCGAGUGCCUGCUCAUGGCGCAGCUCAAGUCUUUUAUUCGGGUGGAAGCCAUGGAGGGAGGCUGCCGAGAGAAGGUAGAGGCAGAGGAGGAGAUCAGGUUCUUGGAACGCUCCUGCGCCGCAGGAGUCGUCUACUUGCUGGGUCACAGCGAGGUCAGGGCGAGCAAGAAUUCCAGCUUGGUGAAGAAGGUGGUCGUCGACUACGUCUAUGAUUUCUUGCGGAGAAACUUCCGGCAGGGGCUCGUCGACCUUCAGAUACCCAACAAGAACUUGAUGCAAGUUGGCAUGAACUACACUGUUUGAUCGUAUUACUCGAAAUCAAGGAGACGAAUGAAUAAAUUCUGUCUCACCCAUCGAUUUCAACUUUAGAGCACGAUAUCAAACGCAGAUUGAAUUGAGCCCGUGAGUUAAGAUCGGCAGUAUUAGGAGUUCACGGGCAGAUCUAAUCACGACCAAAAUAUAGUUUAUAUGGUGUAAGCUUUUCUAAUGGUCUGACGGCGGAAGAGGAAUAGAGAGGUCGAUGACUGCAGCACGUGAGCACGUUUGU